AUGGAGGUGGCCCGUGCGGCCUUCGCCCAGAACAACAGGGAAGAGUCGCGCCUGGUCCACUCGACUGGGAGUGCCCCCACCAUAUGCGAGCGUGGCCACAAAAGCCACGCGUUUCCCACCGAGUUGCGCAAGUUUGUGGAGGUGGCCGUCAAGGGCGGCAACCAAGGGGUGAUAUUCUGCUGCGUGCUGGCCACCGGGCUGGAGGCGCUGGGUGCUCCGGACGUCGGCCCUCAGUUUGCGCUGCCCUUCUGCCUCCUCACCCUCCUGGGCCUCGCCAUCACGCUCGGCUUUCUCGACUAUGCCAACAGGCAGGCCGAAAAGACGUUCGGGGAGAACGAACGAGAGCGCGAGAAAUGGGAAUGCGAGAACUACCUGGAGGGCGAGCAGAAGGAGAUGGUGGAGCUCUACGACGCUGAAACGGUGAUCCGGUUGCUGAGCAAAAACCAGGAGCUCUUCCUCGACAUCAUGAUGGCCGAAGAGCUGGGGAUCCUGCCGUACAGCGGGCUGCCGCCGCACCUGAGCGGACUGGUGACGGGGCUCGGCUUCUUUGUCAUCGGCGCCCUCCCGCUCGUCGCCUAUUCGCCGCCCCUCUCCUCCCUCGCCUUCGUCUCCGGCAUCUACGGCCACUCCUUCGGGCUAUUGCUCGCAGCGGCCGUCAUCCUUUUCGUCCUCGGCGGCAUCAAGAACUUCUACUGCAUCGACCUGGAGGCCUGGUGGAAGCAGGGCGUGCACAUGGUGGGCCUGCAGGCGGUGGUCGUCGCGACUGCCAUCGGCCUGGGCACCCUCCUGCAGACCUGCUCCCUCUUUCCGCACGGCAGCUGCCACCCGCUCCUCCAUCUCGCCUCCUCCUCCUCCUCCUCCAUCUCCUCGUGA
This is a messenger RNA of Acanthamoeba castellanii str. Neff, 873 nucleotides long. RefSeq lists its product as uncharacterized. Gene Ontology annotation, biological process: intracellular manganese ion homeostasis. Gene Ontology annotation, molecular function: manganese ion transmembrane transporter activity. The record is from RefSeq and is a predicted model, not a curated record. The coding region runs from base 1 to 873 and encodes 290 amino acids. The transcript is spliced from 8 exons. NCBI's taxonomy places the organism in Eukaryota, Discosea, Longamoebia, Acanthamoebidae.